AUGGCAGAGGCAUUCCCAAGUCCUCCCCUCUCUCGCGGGCCGCCAAGCCCACAUAAGCGACGCCGCCUCCUUCGGGAUUCGGAGGAUAAUGAAGGCGAUAUGGACAUCGAGCAAUACCUACAUCGCACCGACCCAUAUCGAAGCAUCAGCUUCCCAAACCCCGAUCCGACGGCCCUCAAAGUCACCACUAUAACCGCUGAUGAAGAUCCUACACUACAUCUACACAGUGAGAUCUACAGCACCCUCGACCAGUAUGGUCUCCCAGCGAAGUCGCUUUUCCAUGUGGUGAAUGCAACCAUCCCCGGCGCUAGCUUUCCUCUACUUCGCGUUGUUAUUGCGGGUGAACCUUCGGCUUCGGCUUCGAUACCUCUAGGGUCUAUCAAAGACGAUCUCAUUACCCUUCUCAACUACCAUACCCUUUCACAGAUCCAGGUAGAGGUGAUCAACGGCGACCAUUUCUAUAUCCCUACUCUGUUCCCAAUCGAGUCAACAGACCAGCUUGCUAUCGCGUUCUACCAUCUUAAGGAUAAUAUCGUCUGGCUUCUAGACAAGGCUCUUGGAACCAGAUGGCAACUUGUCUCUCCAUUCAAUGUUGGCAAGGAUUCCCGUUCUGCGCAUGCAGCCCUUGUUAUUGGUGUUCUACCAUCAACACAGGCAAACUGGUUCCAGCUUCAAGCUCACCUAAUGUACCAGCUUUCAUCGCACAACCCGCCACUUUUUCCAGACAUCGAGUUUCUCGCUGGGAAACUCAGCCUCCUCGCGAAAAGUAAUCCAGUCUCAUUUAAGGAUCGUAUCGAAGGUACUAGGGAGAUUCAGAUGGGUUCCUCAAUCGGAAUUCGAGGAGAUAACAACGCUGGUACUUUAGGGGGCUUUGUCGAGGUUACAUUUGAUAGUGAGGUGCACCGUGGCCUCCUAACGAACUACCAUAUCGUGCGACCCUCCCCCCCAUAUAAUGACCUCGAUACAAUCGACCGUAAGGGCAUAUCUCCUGUCUCGUCUCCUAUCUCGUCUCCUGUCUCGUCUGUUCCCUUACAGGGGGCAAUCACUAUGGAAUCUCUCGCCCAGAUAGACUGUGACUAUACUUUAGGCGAUCUUGACGACCAGCUACGAGCCCUAGAGAGCCAGAGGGAUCGGGUCGUAGAGUCUAUCCAGAAACGACAGCUCGUUGGCGAGGAACCCCGCCCAUCCUCCCAGCAGCAGCUUGAGGCUAUUCAAACCUGGGAGAGAAAGCUGAUUGCGGCGCGCCCAGCAAUCCAGGCGAUGCCAUACGUUCUGGGUCACGUUCAUUCUGCGUCCGGCUUCCUAGUCAAUAGAGGACGUGUUAUUGAUUGGGCUUUCGUCAAGCUGACUCCGGAGGCUGAGAGCCGCUUCUUUAGGGCCAACCAAAUGCCCGAGGUCCCAAAGAACCAGAUGCCUCGAAGCAGCCCCUCCGGUCCACCUCCGGCUCUAGUUGCAGCAGGGACCCGCCUGGAUGAAUUUAGCUCUUUACAGAAAGGCACAUACUAUAUCAAACAAGGCCGCACCACCAACGUGACAGGUGGUGUGUGCAACGGCGUGGUGGCUGUUUGCAACUGGCAGACGCGAUACGAUAUCAAUGGCAACACGGUCAACGGCAAAGAUCUUCGUACGGAGGAGUUCAUGAUUGUAGGUGUUCAUGGAUCCUUUAUUGAAUCUGGUGACUGUGGCUCAUUUGUCGUGGAUUCGACCGGGGCCGUUGCGGGUCUCAUAUUCGCCGAGUACGAACACAACUUCCAGGCUGUCGCACUUGCAUUACCAAUCCCAGAUCUUAUAGACACAAUGAAGGCUCGACUCAAGGCUCCAGUCUCUGUACGCCUGCCAUAA
Messenger RNA from Penicillium verrucosum, 1842 nucleotides. RefSeq lists its product as uncharacterized. The transcript has a single exon. The record is from RefSeq and is a predicted model, not a curated record. The coding region runs from base 1 to 1842 and encodes 613 amino acids. Lineage: Eukaryota; Fungi; Ascomycota; Eurotiomycetes; Eurotiales; Aspergillaceae.